GAGAUUAAUGUAAAAAUAAACAACCGAACAUGGUUGUUUAUUCAGGGUCUACACAAACCACAUAUCAUGUCACAACCACCAAUUCAGCUUGAAUACGGUUAAUUUUUUUAAAGCAGAUUCUCAUUUCUUCCUACCAUGGCCUUCUUUCCGGUUGACACAAUAGAAAACCAGUUGUUUACAUGUCCAGAACCUGAUCUAGCAACAUUCAACAACCAGUGUGCUGGAUAUGACACUGAGUGGACGCCAUUCAACGUGGAGUCGGAAGUCACGCGAGGAAGGCGCCUGCGCGAAUGUAAACCUUCAGCUCCGCAACAUAAUGAAAUCAAAAUUUGUGUCGAUUACGUACGGCCAUGUAUGGAGAAGAAGCAAAGUUACAGAUCAUGUCAUAAGCAGCGUUAUGAGGUCUACAACCCACCGUGCUGUCCUCCGACGCCAUUGUGCGGGUGUUGCCCUCAAACGAGCACCAACAGGUCGAAGUCCUGCAAGAGAUCAAAGACGUCCCUACCUCACUACAAACAGUGCCCUCUGAGGAUAAUGGAACUGGCUGCCCCGACUAAGCGACAUUGUCUUGAUACUUGGAAGAGCAAAUCACAUAUCCUGCCCGAUUUUAUGGUAGAAAGAAUUCGUCAGUAUGUUAUGGAUGAAAGACCGUUGGUAGAGAUUCCAGAAGCCAUAAAUUGCUUUAAAAGGAGUGUUUCAAAUAGGAGUUCCAAAAAAUGCAGGCCUAGAAUAAGCGACGCUUGUAUGACAGAUAUAAAAAAGUAUAGCGCAAUAUUUGCGUAUUGCGUAGCGCAAAAAUUAGAUAAACCCCUCAACAUAAUACUAAACCCGGAAUUGGAAAAAGUAUCAAAAAUUGUUUCGUAUGAAAUUUCUUCAGUUACAAAUACUAAAAAAAUUAAAAAAUCCGAUAAAAGUAAAAGAAAUAAAUUCGAUAAACAAAUGCAAGAUGAAAUAUCAAAAAAGGUUACUGCUUGGGUAGCUAAUGUUCUAAUCGAUUCAUCUGACAAACUUUUAGAAGACGAGUUAAAAGAACUAGAAGAAAAAGAGGGUCCGGUUUUAGAUAUACUUGAUGACUUAAUAAAUAAUGUUGUGGAUUCGUGCGAACCUCCUGACGAUGACACCUCAGGCAAUAUAACAGGAGAUGAGUCCAGAUCAGAUCUCAAGUCACAAAAAUCUGAUAUUAAUUCGUUAACUGUGAAUGUUGAUUCAAAAGAUGAUGAGGCAGAUGGCAAUAAUCUAUCUAUAGAAAAUAUUACCAAUGAAUUAAAUAAAACGGGCUUAGACGUCACAGAAGAUUUAAUUGAUGUAACAAUAGAUAAAUUAAAUAUUCCACCUGAUGGGUUCGUUGCCGUGCCUGAUGGCUUAGACACAGAAACCGACGACCUAACUGGAGAGACAGCUAACGUGAGUGAAACAUUUAAGAAAUAUUCAGAAGACAUGCUUGAUGAAAAGAAUCUAACAGUGAAAUUUUCCGACAUAGAUAAGGGACGAAGAGGAAUAGGUUCAAUCAGAAGAAGCCCACAAAACAUAACUUUCGCGCCUCCGAACAAACAUUUGCUAAGUGAUGCCGAUGAGUUAUGGCCUGCAGAUAUACCAAGAGUUUCAGAAAAAGCUAGCGCAACUGUCAGUAAAUCAAUUACAUCAAUGGGAUUUCUUGAUGAAAAAGAAGAAAAAUUGUUACUGUCGGACGGCGAUUCCAAAAAAUUGACAAAGUCUGCAGCAGAAAAGCCUGUCAUUGCCAAAACUAUUGGUGAUGCUAAAGAUAUUUUAAAGAAAAUUGAAGUAGAUGAGGAAGAAAUUCAGCAAUCUAAUUUAGGAGAUGCAGAAAGUGGUCCACACUUCCAAAUUAAAUUAAAAGCAAUAAUGGACGGAGGAGGAGUAAAGAGUAACGGAGAAGUAACGACUGAUGGAGAAAUAAUAAGUAAUGUAGGAUUAAUGAGUGAUGGAGGAUUAAUGAGUGAUGGAGGAUUAAUGAGUGAAGGAGGGUUAAUGGGUGAAGGAGGAUUAAUGGGUGAAAGAGGAGCAAGGGUUAAAGUAUCAGUGAGGGGUAAAGGAGGAGUAAUUGGUAAAGCAGCAUUAAUGGAGGAAACAAAAGUAGAUUAUAAGGUGGAUGCGAGGACAGCUCCGUCAUGGGUGCUGACCGGCCACUGCGAUAAAGGCUGUGGUGAUUCGGAGGACUCCACCCAGGAAGACAAGAUUAAAGAUGAAUACGAAUUUUGUCAAAGACGCUUGCGGAUAUGGGCCACUAAUCUAGAAAUUAUGUGUGCUAACCUUGAAAUAUGGCACGAUUGGAUAGAAAUUUCAUGUAAAAAUAUUAGACACAUCAAGAGGAAAUCGGAGCGUUAUAGAUCUUCAAAAACGUGUAUUUGUCGGCAAAAAGACAUAGACUGUUGGAUUAAAUUAACAAGAUACAUAAACAAAGAUUCAGAGUUUUGGUUGAAAUUCAAACACAAGGAAAAAAGAAGACUGAAAACAUACAAAUCUAUAUUCAAACAUGAAGCAAAGCACAAUACACCUGCCAUUGAUUCAAACAUAUGCAUUUGCAAAAACUGCUGUAGAAACAAGCAUAGAGGUUGACUUUGCAAAAUCGCAUAUGAAAAUGAAUUCCUCAAUAUAAAGAAUGCUAAUUUUACAAAAGUUUUAUUAAAGUUUUACUUAGAUAUAUAAUCACAAUAAUAAAUAGAUAAUGAUCACAAUUUACUUGUAAUGUACUACAACUUGGUUAUAGUCAUAUUUUCUCACGUGAGUGUCCCUGCAUGCCGCGUAGAUCCACUUUCCAUUGAAUGCUAAAUCUCUUAUUCCAUCGCAAUCGGAGCCUGUGAGUUGCACUCUGACAUUAUUAUGUGCGUCAUUCAAAGACAUAACUGUGCAGGUGCCAUCUUGCCGACCGACCACGAAGAGCUGAUUGGACAGCGCCGCGAGGCUUAGGACUGGGUUUGCAGACUCAUGCCACUCUUUUGUUAUUGUACCGUCUUGAAGAUUCAAUUGUAUAACCUGUAAUAAAUAUAUCAUGAUUCGUCUAUUUCUUA
This is a messenger RNA of Plodia interpunctella (Indianmeal moth), 3029 nucleotides long. RefSeq lists its product as uncharacterized. The coding region runs from base 136 to 2577 and encodes 813 amino acids. Lineage: Eukaryota; Metazoa; Arthropoda; Insecta; Lepidoptera; Pyralidae. The transcript is spliced from 16 exons. The record is from RefSeq and is a predicted model, not a curated record.